This is a messenger RNA of Beta vulgaris subsp. vulgaris (sugar beet), 1841 nucleotides long. RefSeq lists its product as uncharacterized. The record is from RefSeq and is a predicted model, not a curated record. The coding region runs from base 131 to 739 and encodes 202 amino acids. Lineage: Eukaryota; Viridiplantae; Streptophyta; Magnoliopsida; Caryophyllales; Amaranthaceae. The transcript has 2 exons.
UAACAAUCGUGGGAUAACUUAUCCUUAAUCGGUUAAACCCAAACUUCUUUUUUUCGCGUAUAAAUAGAGAUAUUGUUGUUAUCCUCUUUUCAUACUUUACCAAAACUUAGAAAGAAUUGAAGAAAUAAAAAUGGAAGAUAUCAAAGUUUCAAGAAUUGAAGUGAGAGAAAGAGAAGAAGGUGAAAACUAUGAAGAUGAGAGAGAAAGGGAGAAGAGGCAAAAAGUUAGUGAAGGAGUUGCAAAUAAUAAUGGUGGGGGUUUAUGUUAUAAUCUCCUUUCUAAAUUAGCUUCACCUAGGACUCCUAAAAGUAGUACUAGUACUACUAAUCAUAAUGAUAAUAAUCAUGUUUUUGAUGAGGUUAAUAUUAAUCCUUUUGAUCAUCAAGAUGAUAGUUUUCAAGGUUCCAUUUCCAUCGAUGGCGGCGGCACUGAUGGUGGUGGUGGCGGAGGCGGUGGCGGAGGUGGUGGAGUGAUUAAUGAUUUCAUAUCGAAUUUCUUCAGUAGAAGUAGUGAGAGUGAAGAUGUGAAGAAUAAUAAUAAUAGUGGAGAGGAUGUGAAAUGUAGAAAUGAGGUGAUUAAUAAGUCUAACAAGGUUGAUCAAGAAAGUGGUAAUGAAAAUGGUGGGAGUGAACAUAAUGGUGGUGGUGGUGGAAGUAUCAUCUCUAGUCUUGUCCCAGAAAUGGUGGCUCCUGAAGCUGAUGAGGCUUCUAUCCUGAUUCACUCUGUGGUUCAUGACUAGCUCAAUCUUCUCUUUUCUUUUUUUGUUUGCAAUUUUAUGUUAUGUUUAACUAACAUUUCUAAUUUCAGUUUUAAUGUUGUUAAAUUUGGGAUGAUUUUUUCUUCUCAAAAGUUUUAGGAAGUAUGAGAAGAUUGUGUUUCUUUUUUCUUUGAUGUUUAAAGGGAAGAUGAGAUGGGAGUUUAUGUUCUGUUACUGUUAAGGUCAUGUAAAAUUUGUUUAUUACGAUGUGCAGUAUGAGAUUAAUCAACUUUCUGUUUCAGUAGUCUAGUUUUGGAUCAUUAAUCUCAUUCCUGUUAAGCCUUUACCUUCUGUUGGUUGUUAUGGUUACUAUGAUCCGCAUUUUGUAGUGAUUAUAUCUCUCUUGUUUUCAAUUGAGUGUUUAGCCCUGUUGUGUAGUCUUAUAUUGUAGGUUGUUUUACUUUUUCCGUGUUUAUGUCUUAUUGUUUGAGGACAAGUAAUGGUUUAGCUUGGAGGAAUUUGAUAAGUCAUUUUAUAUAUACAGUUUUUAGGUGCAUUUACGUUGCAUUUUAGAGCAUUUAGUUUCAUAUUUAGGUUCAUUAUUGCAUCAUAUUAUUAAGUUAUGUUAUUCUACUCCUAUUCGGCAUGUUUUCUUGUUUUUGAUAAAUUUCAGGUAAUGAGAACGUAUUUGAAGUAUGAUUAGCUAAGCUUGUGACUAGGAGCACUUGGAAAGAAGCUAAACUGAAUAAGGAUGGUACGGACUAUGGAAAAGUCAUAGAACGAGUUUGAGCAAAAACAAAGUGGAAAAUCAUUAGAAGAAAUGUGAAAAAGGAGUCACGACUCACGUCUACUCUUCUGAUGAUAACUUUUGAUGUGUUUCUUAGAAUUGAAUGAUUCUAGUAUAUUCGGAAAUUAGACUUGAAGAGUUUUCGAACGAUAGGUGGCACGCCUCGAGUAGACUUCUAGUCAAAGAGUUAUGUCUUUCGGAAUGUUGCACUGAUUUUGCUGGAAUCUGUCAUGCGUAUGCGCGGAUCACUAUUCCGCCCAUUUAAUGAUUUAUUCAAGACUUUUCUUAUCUUUGUAAAUUACUUUGCUAGUCAUAUGAGAUUAUUUAAUAUUAUUUAUAUUAGGUUUUUAUUCUUUC